Molecule: messenger RNA, 2505 nt
Organism: Brettanomyces bruxellensis
Lineage: Eukaryota; Fungi; Ascomycota; Pichiomycetes; Pichiales; Pichiaceae
Exons: 1
Coding region: 1-2505 (834 amino acids)
Source: RefSeq, a predicted model, not a curated record
AUGCAGGGAUUUUUAGCGAGAGAGUGGUCUUUGUGGAAUCAAGUUCAACUUGGCUUUUCCAAGUUCAGAAAUGACGACAGAAGAGAAGAUUUGGCAUCGGAGGAUCAAGGGAGCGUGAAAUUUCAGGAUGACGCAAUGAAUAGAAACAAACAAUUGGGUGAAAUUUCACCAAAUGAUUAUAGUGACUGGGAAGAUGGGAAAUUGGCAGAUCGACAUUAUGAGGACAUUGACCCAGAGAAGCAGGCUUUUAUAAGGGACAAUGAGGGCAUAGAUGGUUCUAGAAGGCAUGCUGAAGGCCAGGUCAAGAAGACAAAGCUCUGGUAUUGGGCUUGGAUGUGCUUUUUUAUGAUGGUAUUGUGCUUUUUACCGCAUCGUUUGGUUAAAGACUUGAAACCGUCAAGGCCAUGCAAUAUGGCUGGGAAAACCUGGCAGAAUACCAACAAGGCACACGGGUUGCUCUCAGAGGUCAAUUCUCCAUACUUCAAGCAACUCAAAAACGGUACAAAACUUCAUGAGUUUAUCGAAAUUCCAGUUUUGCCAGCGUUGGACUACGGCAAGCCAGUUUACCAGCAGCACUUGCUAAAUUCUACUUUUGGCAACUCGUGGGGUCUUCCCGCGACUGCACAGUACGUGCCACCGCCGGCCAGCGUGAAUUUCAGCCAGGUUGUGCUCACAUUGAACGUGUGGGUUGCAGGAAUCCAAUUCGACCGACUAAUUCACGUUUAUGUUGAUGGAAACGAAGUUUGGAGGUCCAGCACACCGGAGCCGGCCGGAAGGGACUCGCACACGUUCACGCAGAAGGACGUGUCGCUGUACGGGUCGCUUUUCCGGAAGAACACGCAGGUGAUGCUCCAGUUGGACAAUUUGAUCACUUCAAAGCUUACAGGAGUGUUCAACGUGUCGCUAGAUGCGUUCUACUACAACUACCAGGGCAACCGGUCGUUGGUUCCGCACAAGGACCAGCUCAAGAAGCCCGAUGGCGGGGUAAACGUCAAAGAUGUGGACGAUGUGAUCAUUCCGGGCCGCAGAAACAACCUUUUCCAGCAUUCAGAGGAUGCAAACCACAUCGUUCCACUCACAAAAUCGUUCCCGGGAAGACCGCCGUUGGUGUAUUACCCGGACUCGCGGUUGCACGUGGUUCUCCCGCAGGUGAAUGCCAACACUACGCAGGCCAGGGUGGUGAUUUACAUCUCGGGUAACGCCGAGGAGGAGUUCUGGUACUCGAAUCUUUUAGAUGAGUACAAGGACCGGUUCCGGGACCACGGGCACACGUUUGGCGGCCAUGGGCCAUGCCGUGUGAUCAACGUUUACCACAACGGGGUGCGGAUCGACUCCAGAAACCCCUUCCCUGUAAUCUACACGGGAGGAAUCUCGCCCGCACUUUGGAACCCGAUUGUUUCCACCGGUUCGUAUGACAUAGUCGGCCUCUCACUGGAUGUCUCACUCCUACUUCCGUACUUGUGGCAGGGUCCGGAAGCUUUGGACUUCGAAGUGUCGAACUGCUUUGAUGAUGAUCUUCCUGCCGGAGCCUCGAAGUCCGGAAUUGGCUCUAACUGGAUAUCCUCGGCCAGUCUCGCACUCUGGGAGGAUGAGCAUGUCGUGCACAGCGAGGGUGAGGUGCAAAUUGCAGACAACUCCACCAAGGUCACCAGCAUCGCCAUUGUGCCACCUUUCAGCGGGUUCAUGAACCAAAUAGUCACUGCCAAGUACUCGAACCAGAUUCGGACCUACUUCAACUUCACUUUUGCCAACGGCACGUCUCUCGACUUCAUCGCCGAGCACUACACAACCGCACACCAGUCUAACAUCCAGGUCAUCAAGGGUUAUGGCGAUAAACAGACUCUGGUUGCAGUCCAGAAAGGCCAGAGGUCGCACGCCAUUCUUAAUGCCACCGACAAUUCCACAUUCUUCUCGUACAACCUCUCUUCAAGCCACCCGCUGGUCGUGUCUAUCGAAAAGCAGAAGACUCAAUCUCUUCCGCCUGACUCCAGCUACAAGAUUUCGCUUGUCAAGGGAUCCACUUUCAAGGUGCGUUUGAACGGCUCCAAGAUCUUGAAGUUGAAGGUGUCCGAAAACGGAACUUCCAACAUGACUCUUUCGCCGAACGGCAACCACGGAGAAGGCCGAGUCGAGCACAACCUCACAAUCUCCACAAAGAGUGGCCACUCGUACAACCGGCAUGCUUUGGGUGACAACACCACCGUCGUCUACGAUAAUGUGACCAUUAUCGAGCCUUUGGACGGAAGUAUGAGCCUUGAUGAUGCCUUAUACAGGCAGGAGGAGCCGGAAAUCGUUAGUUCAUUAUCAGAGGCCCUGGCAGGAGGCUUUGGAGGCCUUAAUGGGUUGGUUGGAGUAGAGGAUGAGGACGAUAAAGAGGUGUACGAGGCGUUUAUCGGGUACUUGGGCCAGGAUUCUUCGUCCAAUGACGAUGCUGAGGUUUCUCAGAGUGCUACAUCGAGGAAAUGCUCGCAGGAUGGACUAUUUAGGCACGUUCUCUUCAACUAG